AUGCAGGAAGCCUGCUCGCAAUCCCCAAACCGAGUUUCUUCGAUGGCGUCAAAUCAUCACAAGCCCUGCGAUAUCAGCAACCUGAUGUCGCCCCCCGAACUUCCUCCUCUGGACACGUUCAAGGCGGCGGGUUCGGCAACCGGGAAGCCCGCCUCUGCUUCUGGGACGCGCGUUCCGCAUCAACCUCUAUCACCGCCCGUAUCGCCAUUCUCGCAAGCAGCCAACUCGAUCAACCCGGCGCCGCCUCUGAGUCUAAACGGCAAGGACCCGAUUCUCUACCCCGCUGGCGAAGCCUCUACGAGCGCUGCGACUGGCCCAUUGUUCUCGCUUACGCCGGCAUCUGUCGAGAAGUUCAGGGCGACGACGGAGCAGUUGGUCAGCGAGCACAUCGCAUCGAGGCCGGCCGGACUUUUCCGGGAUUCAACGCCGCCGCGGCCCGAGGAUUAUGAGCUGGCGCUCUACUUCAAGUCCAACUGUUUCCAGAUGUUCCAGGACAACCGGAAACAGUGGCUCCGCAAGGAGCGCGAACUUCUCCGGGCUGACCGGAAGCACACGGCCUUGUCGUUCCAACCUACCCGACUGCCGCAUAUUCUGCCGGCUUCAAAGCCAGCGGUUUUAGGGCCGCAAUCGACCAAGGCUCCUACCGUGCGCGUCCAGAAGCCGAAGUCGACGAAGACCAAGACGCAGACUCCGAGGCCGAUCCGAGCAACUCCGGGGCCAAGCCGAGAGACGAUCCGCGUCAGCACCCCGGAACCCCGUUCUCGAACUGUGGCCCCCAACCGCGAAGACAAGGACUUUGCGUCGCUACAAGACCUCUCACCGCCGGUCGCCACGCUUCCGUUGAAGCCGAACAGCCUCAAGGUUGACUGGAAGGGGAACGCGCUGGAUCUGAGCAAAGACCCAAACAGACAGCUGUUGCACCCCGACGAGCUGAUCCUGGCAAGCAACCUGCGGCUCGACUGUGCGACCUAUCUCACUAGCAAGCGGCGCAUCUUCCUAAGGCGGCUCGAGUGCGCCAAUAUCGGCAAGGAGUUCCGCAAAACGGACGCGCAACAAGCAUGCAAAAUCGACGUCAACAAGGCGUCGAAGCUGUGGCAGGCGUACGAGCGAGUGGGAUGGCUCGAUAUCGAAUGGAUGCGGAACUUCAUGAAUCGCAAGCUUUGA
Chaetomium fimeti is the source of this 1164-nucleotide messenger RNA. RefSeq lists its product as uncharacterized. Gene Ontology annotation, cellular component: Rpd3L-Expanded complex; nucleus. NCBI's taxonomy places the organism in Eukaryota, Fungi, Ascomycota, Sordariomycetes, Sordariales, Chaetomiaceae. The record is from RefSeq and is a predicted model, not a curated record. The coding region runs from base 1 to 1164 and encodes 387 amino acids. Gene Ontology annotation, molecular function: protein binding; transcription coactivator activity; chromatin binding. Gene Ontology annotation, biological process: chromatin remodeling; regulation of transcription by RNA polymerase II. The transcript has a single exon.